Camelina sativa (false flax) is the source of this 1077-nucleotide messenger RNA. Lineage: Eukaryota; Viridiplantae; Streptophyta; Magnoliopsida; Brassicales; Brassicaceae. The record is from RefSeq and is a predicted model, not a curated record.
CCGAAGCUUCUUCGUCCCCUUUCGAGCUUUUCCGUCAAAUCUUCCCGGAAGCAAGUCGAGAUAGUGUUUGAUCCUGAUGAGAGGCUGAAUAAGAUAGGCGACCAUGUUGACAAAGAAGCUCCCUUAUCCAGGCUUAAUCUCUUCUCACCUUGCAAGAUUAAUGUUUUCUUGAGGAUAACCGGAAAGAGGGAAGAUGGGUUUCAUGAUUUAGCCUCUUUGUUUCAUGUGAUUAGUUUAGGAGACACAAUUAAAUUCUCAUUGUCACCAUCAAAAUCCAAAGAUCGUCUGUCUACUAACGUUCAAGGAGUCCCUGUUGAUGGGAGAAAUCUGAUUAUAAAAGCACUUAACCUUUAUAGGAAGAAAACUGGUAGUAACAAAUUCUUCUGGAUUCAUUUAGACAAGAAGGUGCCUACCGGGGCUGGACUCGGUGGUGGAAGUAGUAAUGCUGCAACUGCACUCUGGGCAGCCAAUCAGCUCAAUGGAGGUCUUGUCACUGAGAAGGAACUCCAAGAAUGGUCAAGUGAAAUUGGGUCAGAUAUCCCUUUCUUCUUCUCGCAUGGAGCUGCCUAUUGUACUGGGAGAGGUGAGAUUGUCCAAGACCUUCCUCCAACCGCCAGCAUUUUCAGUUCUUCCAUCUCUAAAACGUUUGAAGCAACGGAUAAUAGCAUCUGGGCGCGGGGAAUAUGAUGCCGUAUUUAUGUCUGGGAGUGGAAGCACUAUUGUCGGUAUUGGUUCACCAGAUCCGCCGCAAUUCAUAUAUGAUGAUGAAGAAUACAAGAACGUGUUCUUGUCUGAAGCAAACUUUAUGACUCGUGAGGCUAACGAAUGGUACAAAGAACCUGCUUCUGCAACUGCUACUACCUCAUCCGCUGAAUCUCGCAUGGAUUUCCAAGGAGAAAUUUCAAAGUUGUAAUAAAAGUUGUGUAGGAUUGAUUUGAAGGUUGUACUGCUUUUGUUUCAAAGAGUGGUCAACUAGAGGAGAAGAUGCUUUAAAUAUAAGUAAAAAAUAAGACAUAUUCACGAAUGAUAAUCAAAGGGAGAAGCAACCACACAUAAUUCAUGAAACCAUUUUCUGUC